AUGCUGCACAGAGAAGCUUUCUUUCCGUCUGCCAAGUUCUCCGACCCGGAAACUCUAGAGACUUUGGUUAAACUUGGACUUAGACAAACCUUAAGCUUUACUGGUUUGCUGGAUUGUGCUAGGUCAGUUUCUAUGUUGUAUGAUUCAAGGAACUCAGAAGCAAUCAUAUAUGGGAGGAGGUUACUCGGUUGUUUAGAUGUAGUGGCAUUGAAGCUCUCAUCUGUGGUCGGUGAAGACAAUUUUAAUGAAUCUAGAACUACUAAACAAUAUCAGGAUGCCAGUGUAGUUAAUGAUGAAGACGACAAGAACUCUGCACAUGGUUCUGAGAGCUGCUUUAAGUAUGGUCUAGACAUUAAUUCAUUAGUGGGAAGCUUCAUUAAUGUUGAGCCAGGAGAAGAUUUUUGGUCCGAAUUGAAAACCAUCAGUUGGUGUCCCGUUUAUGCUGAUCCUCCUGUCCAAGGCCUUCCAUGGCAAGAAACAGGUUAUGAAAUAGCUGCUCCAGUAAUUACGAGGCCCAAAUCACAGUUGUGGAUGGUUUCAUCUAAGAUGAACAUACUGGAUAGUGAAUGUUACUCAACGUACCUACAGUGUAAAUUGGGUUGGAUGGAUCGACUAGAUAUUGAUAUUUUGUCAACACAAUUGAUUGGGCUAUCAAAGUCCUAUGCUCAGCUCAAGUUGCAUCCUGUGGUAGAACCUGAUUUUGAUGCUGCCUUGCAGAAGCAGAUCCCAUCACUUUAUUCACAAUUGGAAGAAUAUGUUGGUACUGAUGAUAUCUUUGUCCUUAAAUCUGCCUUGAAUGGUGUUAACUGGGUCUGGAUUGGAGAUGAUUUUGUAUCUCCAAAUGCACUUGCAUUUGAUUCACCGGUGAAAUUUAGUCCCUACUUGUAUGUUGUACCAUCUGAGUUAUCUGAGUUCAGAGAUUUGCUUUUGGCACUAGGUGUUAGACUUAGUUUUGAUGUUUUCGACUACUUCCAUGUUCUGCAGCGCUUGCAAAAUGAUGUGAAAGGGUCCCCACUUUCAACUGAUCAGUUGAGUUUUGUCCUUUGUGUCCUAGAAGCUGUUGCAGACUGUGACUCAGAUAGGCUAAUGCUUGAGGCUUCUAAUAAGCAAUUAUUGGUUCCAGAUUCUUUUGGAGUUCUUACGUGUGCAGGGGAUCUUGUGUAUAAUGAUGCACCAUGGAUGGAGAACAACACUGUUGUGGGUAAACGUGAUAUGCAUUCAAGUAUUAGCCAUGAUCUGGCAAACAGACUGGGGAUUCAAUCAAUACGUUGCCUCUCUUUAGUCAGUGAAGAAAUGACAAAAGAUUUACCUUGCAUGGAAUAUGCUAGAAUAUGUGAGCUGUUGGAAAUGUAUGGGAACAAUGACUUCUUGUUGUUUGAUCUUCUUGAGUUGGCAGAUUGCUGCAAAGCCAAAAAACUUCACCUGAUCUUGGACAAGAGGGAACACCCUCGUCAGUCUUUGCUGCAGCACAAUCUGG
This is a messenger RNA of Ilex paraguariensis (yerba mate), 1477 nucleotides long. Lineage: Eukaryota; Viridiplantae; Streptophyta; Magnoliopsida; Aquifoliales; Aquifoliaceae. The record is from the annotation of a GenBank genome assembly.